AUGAAAAAAUUGGGAAUUGUUUUUUUCAUUUUACUUAUCAAAGAAGUAUUCACAUUGAAAAUAUUAUCAAAGAGAAAAUAUCCGAAUGUGCAGAACGGAGUAUAUCAGUUAGACAACCGAGGAAGACCAAUAAAAAUUGUUGAUGUAAAUUACAAUCAUGUGUGGGAAUUGCCAAAAAAUGGAAGUGUUAAUUCUUAUGCCGUUGUUAAAAAAAAUGGAAAAGUUAAAAAGUUUAGUGAAGGAACAAAUAUAAUAUAUGGAACUACAAAAAAAGAAAAUCUGGAUGAUGUUUUUGAAGAUGAGGAAGUAGAUGAAAAUCAAAUAAAAAAAGAUAUUGCAAAGAGUAAAAGAGUAAAAAAUAUAAAAAAUGUUUCUAGUGUAUCUAAGAAUGAAAAAGAGAUGGAAGAAAAGAAAAAAAAAAAAAAAAAGCUUGAAGUACCUGGUGCUAUGCAUAUAACAGCUGAAGAUGUCCCGGAGAUGCAGGAGAAAGAAGAGGAGGAAGGAUAUGGCGAUAUAGCAAAAGAAUUAGGAGCUAAGAUAAAGGAAAAUUUAGAGAGCCAUUACCAGGAAAGCAAAGUCCCAUCGUCUUUAAGUGCCGAUUUGCUAGAUGUUAAAAUCCCCACGAAUUUGGAAAAACUUCUAAUGGACGAUCUGGAAGAGAGGAGAUGGUUUUCGAAAAAACCUGUACAUGAUAAAAUAUGCUUACGAGAUUACUCAAAACAAUGUCCUUCUAUGUGGGAGGAAAUAUCAGAAACUCAGUGCAUAGCCCCCAAAGAUUACACGGGGCCCUGUUCACAUUUAAUGACUCUUGAACCCAUGACUGCAAAAGAGAAAAGCCUAAUAGGAAGCGAUUGCAAUGUAAACUGGUUGUGCCUCAAUGAGUCAUGUGGCAAUAGCGAAAGGGAUUACUCAAAGGACUGUCCAGAGAGUUGGACAUACACGGGAAAAUGCGAAGCACCAAAAAAUUACUCAGGAGGGUGCAACAAGACAAUGGAUUUUGGGGCCUUUACGCAAAACGAAAAGGAGGAGUUUUCUUCUGCUUGUAAAGCGGUUUGGCCAUGCAAAGAUACGUCGUGCGAAAGAGAUUAUUCAAUAACAUGUCCUAAAGGAUGGUCCUAUAAUACAAAUAAGGAUAUAUGUAGCAGCAACCAGGAAUUCGAAGGAAUAAUUUCGAAGGAGGAAAUGGAUGCUAUAAGUAACAUGUCUUAUCAUCAAAGAAUAGCCUUCUCUACAAAAUAUGAAAUCGCUUGGCCAUGUAAAAAUAAAUGUAUUAUUGGUUACGAUAUAUAUGAUUGUCCUAGAGGAUGGAUGAAUUUGAUGAAUUCAGGAGUUUGUAAAGCUCCUGAUGAUUACAUACCUCCUCUGAACUGCCCCCGAAUAACCCAUUUUGAUUACAUGAGUAUAAGUGAAAAGGAGAUGUUUAGUAGAAAGUGCAAUGUUAAAUGGUUAUGCAUUGAGAACUCCCAAAGAGAUUAUUCAAAAUGUCCAAAAUACUUUGAGUAUGUAUCUGAGGGAAAUAAUAAAGGAUUUUGUAUACCAAAUGAAAAAUAUCGAGGACCCUGUAAAGAUACUCAAGACAUAUUAUCAUUAACUCUGGAACAAAAAUAUAAUUUCGAAGAGACUUGUGAAGCUCAGUUUCAUAACAUGAGAAGUGAAGAUAUUCCUCAAGCGGAACAGGAUAUCAUUAGCCCUACUACGAUUGAAAAAUUGCUCAAGGGAACAGAUAUAACAGAAAAGGGUAUUACCUUGGAGUAA
Messenger RNA from Plasmodium gonderi, 1755 nucleotides. Its product is annotated as CPW-WPC family protein. The transcript has 13 exons. The record is from RefSeq and is a predicted model, not a curated record. The coding region runs from base 1 to 1755 and encodes 584 amino acids. Lineage: Eukaryota; Apicomplexa; Aconoidasida; Haemosporida; Plasmodiidae.